Macrosiphum euphorbiae (potato aphid) is the source of this 1674-nucleotide messenger RNA. NCBI's taxonomy places the organism in Eukaryota, Metazoa, Arthropoda, Insecta, Hemiptera, Aphididae. The record is from the annotation of a GenBank genome assembly.
AUGGCUGACGCAGAUACUGCAGAUAUGUUGAAGGCAUGGGGUCUUGAAUAUUAUAUUGAUUUAUUCCGAGAACAUGGAAUAGAUAUUUCUUGCCUUGGUUUGAUAACUGAAGAAAUGAUAAAAGAAUUAAUUCCUAAAAUUGGAGAUAGAGCAAAAUUCAAAUCAAACCUUGCUGAGUGGAGAAAUGUAAUAAAUAUUACAACUAACAGUACACCAUUUUUGGAAUUAACAGCAGGGAUUGAUAUUGAUGAUCAGUCAACAUUCUCUCUCCAGCAAAAUACUGAAUCAACAUCUUUAAUUGAUUUAAACAGCGAUGUAUCUACAUUAGGUACAUUGUCGACAACUGAAUCAUCAUCAUCUUCUACAACAAGAUCACCAUCACCAUUGCUCUAUACUUUGAAUCGUAAUUCUGAAACGUUUCAGUUACAAAAUUUACAUGAUUUUCUUCGAAGUACAGUAGAAGGUAGAGCUCUUUUAUCAUUGUAUAAAGAUAGUGGUAUACUAGACAAUUCAGGCAGAAGAAAACUCUGUAAUAUAAUAGUGAGAAGAGAACUUGAUAAUGACCCUGAAAAAAUUAUAUCUAGCCAACGUCUUUUGUCCAUUUCUCAAGAAAUAAUUACAACUUUUACUAAAGAACAUAUAAGUACUUAUUUUAUCCCCUACAUAAGUUAUGGUCCUACUUUAAAAAAAGCGGCGAAAGGCAAACUAUUGGACUGUUUCAAUAACAGACGUAGAGAGUAUAAGAAAGCUGGAAUAAUUACAUCUAGACGUUCCAACAGUGGACAGUUAAGCAGAUUAUCACCUGGUUUAGAUGUAAAUUCUGCAGUCAUUGAAAGAAAAGAUAUUGAAGAGCCCCUAGCUUGGCUGAAAAACUCUUCUGAUCCGUGGUAUAUGGUUGAAGAUUAUUGGAGUAUAACAGAAUCAUAUAGAAUUCAAAGAGAACUAAGUGCCAAAAGUAAAGGAUCGGUUAGUGAUUAUAUGAAAGAAUUUCCGUGUCUAAAAAAGCCAUCAGGUUAUACUCUCUUGCUUAAAGACUUCUGUUAUAUUUAUCCUCAAAAUAAAGAAUGCCUUUUUGAAAAUUUUCCAAUUUACAAAGCAAAAUUAUUAGAGUUGGCUAAAACAACAUCAACUACUUUACGUGAUACCACACUCAAAAAUAUCAUUAAAGAGUACUUGGAUUUAGCUCCAGAUAGUGAAGAAACAUCUUCAUUGGCAGCUUUAUUGGUAUUACCAUUUUUGUUUUCUCCAGUUAGUACAAAAAGAAAGAAAUGCAAUACAGUUUGUUGGAGACCAUCGAAGAUUGAAAUGCGAGAUGGCUUUAUUCUUCAUAUUCAUUCACAAGCUGAGUUACAAGAAGCAAUUACUAGAAGGAAGGAGAAAUAUGUCAAACUUGGUCUUACAUUACAACCUAUGGUAAUCGUAGUGGGUCCUAAAAUUAGUGAAAUAAAUCAAUACUUUGUUACGAUUGAUGAUACUUUUUAUGAGUUACACUCUAUAGUGUCUGCUGUAGACUGUUGUUUCAAAGUAACACAUGCUCUAAAUGCAGAAUAUCCCACUGAAUGUUUACCUAUAUGGACUUUUAUUCAAAAAGCAUUUUAUAAAAUUAAAACUACUUAUGAUACAGAAUAUGUAACUGUAAACUCUUUGAUAAGCGAUCUUGAAAUACAAGAAUAA